Molecule: messenger RNA, 2612 nt
Organism: Vitis vinifera (wine grape)
Lineage: Eukaryota; Viridiplantae; Streptophyta; Magnoliopsida; Vitales; Vitaceae
Product: inactive glucose-6-phosphate 1-dehydrogenase 4, chloroplastic
Exons: 12
Coding region: 132-2111 (659 amino acids)
Biological process (GO): glucose metabolic process
Molecular function (GO): glucose-6-phosphate dehydrogenase activity; NADP binding
Source: RefSeq, a predicted model, not a curated record
GCAAGCGACUCUUGUAGCGUAGGCAAAUCACCUGCGACUCCGCCCACGGUUUUACGGUGUUCUCCACCUAUAACAGUCUCCAUUCAUUGACUUCGAUCCCAGCGCCUUAGAGCCCUAAAACCCUGAAUCCGAUGUCGGUCUCAUAUUCGUCUUUCUCGGCACCCUUCUCCGAAUCCUCAGUCGGAAAACCGUUUCCCGCCUGCCCAAACAGUCGCACACUCUCAGUACCAUCAGCCGCCAUUUCUCGUUAUCCGGUUGCAAGAAACAAUUUUCCUGCAGUGGCAGAUGGUCGUCUUGUGCUCCAUGGAAGUGCUGGCAAUUUUUGCAGAAGGAUUUGCGGCUUAAAACUGUGUAUACUUGAGAGUCUAAACCUGCGGCAUCAAAAUAGGAGAUGCCGGCCGACAAGUGAGUUUAAUAGUUUCAAAAAUCAACAUAAAGAUCAGUCAGCAGAUCACUUCGGAACCAAUUCAUCAAAUGAAGGACAAGCUUCUGGAGGAACAUCAGCAAUAGAUCUGUCAAAUGAUUCCACUGACGAAACAACAAGAACAACUUCACCACCUGGACAGAGUUCAUUACCUAAUCUUCAUCCUGAUGUUUCUACAGAAGUGGCCACUUCCAUGGAAUCUCCUUCAUCCUUGCUGCAAGCACAUUCCUCCAAGUUUUCUGUUCAGAGUGAUGGAGCCCCAUCACUUUGCAUUGCUGUCAUAGGAGCUACCGGUGAGCUGGCAAGGAAGAAGAUCUUUCCAGCAUUAUUUGCUCUAUAUUAUAGUGGCUUUCUUCCUGAGAAUGUAGGUAUUUUUGGUUAUUCAAGAAAGGAUUUGACAGAUGAAGGCCUGAGAUCGAUUAUAGCUGCAACAUUGACUUGCCGUGUCGAUCAUCAAUCAAACUGUGGAGACAAAAUGCAUGCUUUCCUCAAUAGAACAUACUACCUUAAUGGAGGUUAUGACAACAAAGUAGGGAUGGCUAAGCUCAAUGCCUGGAUGGAAAUGAUUGAGGGGGAAUCUGUGGCAAACAGGAUAUUUUACCUUUCCGUGCCACACGAAGCACUUCUAGAUGUCUCAUCCUCUCUUGCUGAUCAUGCCCAAACCAGAAAGGGCUGGAAUCGUAUAAUAAUUGAGAAACCGUUUGGCUUUGAUGCUCUAUCUUCUCAUCAACUGACACGGUCUCUUCUUUCCAAGUUUGAGGAGAAGCAAAUAUAUAGGAUAGAUCAUCUAUUGGGAAGGAACAUUAUUGAAAACCUCACUGUUCUAAGGUUCUCUAAUCUAGUUUUUGAGCCAUUGUGGAGUCGAAAAUACAUACGCAAUGUACAGAUUAUUUUAUCAGAAGACUUGGGUAUGCAGAUUGGAAGGUAUUUUGAUGGUUAUGGGAUCAUCCGUGACAUAGUACACAGCCACAUACUCCAGACAAUUGCAUUGCUUGCCAUGGAACCGCCUAUUAGUCUUGAUGGUGAAGAUAUUCGAAAUGAAAAGGUCAAGGUUCUUAGAUCAAUCCGGAAAUUGGAACUUAGCAAUGUCAUUCUUGGCCAGUUUAAAGCUAGUUCUGAAGACCAUGUUGAUGUCUAUUUGAACAAUCUUACUCCCACAUUCUUUGCUGCUGCUUUGUACAUUGACAAUGCACGCUGGGAUGGCGUGCCUUUCUUGAUAAAAGCUGGCAUGGGACUCAUCCAACACAGAGUGGAGAUCCGCAUACAGUUUCAUAAUGUUCCUGGAAAUGUUUAUCGAGAACGUAUUGGGCAUAAUAUUGACCUUGCCACUAAUGAGCUGAUUCUACGUGAUGCGCCCGAUGAAGCCAUACUUGUGAAAGUCAACAACAAGAUUCCAGGAUUAGGGUUGCAGCUGGAUGCUUCAGAGCUGAAUCUGCUCUACAAGGACAAGUACAAUGUGGAAGUACCUGAUUCAUAUGAGCAUCUUCUUCUCGAUGUCAUUGAUGGAGACAAUCAUCUCUUUAUGAGAAGUGAUGAGCUUGCAGCUGCAUGGAAUAUCCUAACCCCGAUUCUACAUGAAAUGGACAAGAACAAUAUAGCACCAGAGCUGUAUGAAUUGGGGGGUAGAGGACCAGUUGGAGCCUAUUAUCUUUGUGCAAAACAUGGGGUUCGGUGGGCAGAUGAGUGACAAGCAAGGCUUCUCAUCUCAAAGCUUACUGUUGAUGAAAAACCAGGUACAUGAUCUUUUGAUAAAGCUACCAAUCAGUCCCCUAGAUGGGCUGAAAUAAACGAAACUCAUACACCUCUUCAUGUACAAUGUCUUUAUGGCAUUUCUUCCUCUCCCAUACUGCAUAGUAUCCUUACCAGAUCAUCUCCUUCAAUGUGACAUGACAUUAGAGUAGGCCCCAAAGGCUCUGCAGCAAAUGCUACACAGUUGACUUGCCUGCUCUAUGUCAUGGCUGCACAGCAAUGCCAGGCUUGUAGCUGAUGUCUUCACUUGUGUAGAUGUUAAGGAAUAUUUUACUAGGGUCUUGAUAUGUGAAGAAGUUACCAUUCCCUAACAAAGUAGUUUAGUUAUUUAUGUGAUAGCUUGUUAGCAGGCACCUUGUGUUAGUGCCUAAGGAUGAGGAAGAGUCUCUUUGGAAUACUAGUAUUGCCCUUUGAAAUUCAAUUCAAACUUCCAACAAAA